Molecule: messenger RNA, 689 nt
Organism: Odobenus rosmarus divergens (Pacific walrus)
Lineage: Eukaryota; Metazoa; Chordata; Mammalia; Carnivora; Odobenidae
Gene: DNAJC5
Product: DnaJ (Hsp40) homolog, subfamily C, member 5
Exons: 4
Coding region: 1-597 (198 amino acids)
Biological process (GO): regulation of synaptic vesicle cycle
Cellular component (GO): membrane; intracellular membrane-bounded organelle; presynapse
Source: RefSeq, a predicted model, not a curated record
AUGGCCGACCAGAGACAGCGCUCACUCUCUACCUCUGGGGAAUCACUAUACCAUGUUCUGGGGCUGGACAAGAAUGCAACCUCAGAUGACAUUAAAAAGUCCUAUCGGAAACUUGCCUUGAAAUAUCACCCUGACAAGAACCCCGAUAACCCAGAGGCUGCAGACAAGUUUAAGGAGAUCAACAACGCCCACGCCAUCCUGACGGACGCCACAAAAAGAAACAUCUACGACAAGUACGGCUCGCUGGGGCUCUAUGUGGCCGAGCAGUUUGGGGAGGAGAACGUGAACACCUACUUCGUGCUGUCCAGCUGGUGGGCCAAGGUGCUGUUUGUCGUGUGCGGCGUGCUCAGCUGCUGCUAUUGCUGCUGCUGCCUCUGCUGCUGCUUCAACUGCUGCUGCGGCCGCUGCAAGCCGCGCGCGCCCGCCGGCCCCGACCCCGGCGUCUACGUGUCCCCCGAGGACCUGGAGGCGCAGCUGCAGUGCGACGAGCGGGAGGCCGCAGACUCGCCGGUCGUGGUACAGCCAGCGUCCGCCACAGAGACCACCCAGCUCACGGCCGACUCCCACCCCAGCUACCACACCGACGGGUUCAACUAAGUCCAGGAGCAGCUGCGACAGAGGACAGCUCGGCCCCUGGCCACUUCACCCUUAGAACCACGGAGUGUAGUCCCAGAGAUGGGGGGGGCAGC